GCCACCACUUUUAGAGCCUGAUUCAGUCGGAUCGGGUCCAGUCGGGUCGCCUUUGUCAAAAUUCUCAGCUUCCAGCAUACUUUGGUUCCUCUUCUUCUUCAAUUGAUCUCGUUGUAUCAGUGACCUGAACUCAUGGCUCCAUGAAUUCUGGCCUCCUCACCUCGGGGUUAGUUAGGGCUUUCAGGUUCUCUUCAAGUUCUUUUACCUCUUGCAUGUUGUCAACCACAUGGACGAUGUGAAGCGGAAGCCGUUUGAGUGCGUCACCCUCCACGACGAUGUGAGUAGUAAGUCCUCGCCGCUCAUGUCACCGUCCAAGACGAGUGAGCUCACUAUUUCCUUCGAAGGCGAAGUAUUUGUGUUCCCUGCCGUCACACCUGAGAAGGUGCAAGCAGUUUUGUUGCUGUUAGGAGGUCAGGAGACACCAAACAGUAUUCUCUUACAACUGAACCAAAAGGCUGGCGAUGAUGUUUCAAAUCGCCCUACUGUUUCCCACAGGAUAGCUUCAUUAGAGAGGUUUCGGGAGAAGCGCAGAGAGAGAUGCUUCGAAAAGAAGAUUAGAUAUAUUUGCCGGAAAGAAGUUGCUCUGAGGAUGCAUCGAAAAAAUGGCCAAUUUGCCUCUCCAAAGGAUACUUGCAGAACACCAGAUGAUACUUGGGGUUCACUUGAUAGCUCACCUAGUCCCGAACCUCUUAGUUUACGCAAGUGUCAACACUGUGGGAUUAGUGAAACUUCGACUCCAGCAAUGCGUCGUGGCCCAGCAGGGCCAAGAACUCUAUGCAAUGCUUGUGGAUUAAUGUGGGCAAACAAGGGCACUCUAAGAGAUCUUGCUAAGGGUGGGAGACAUAUGUUUGAUCGAAAUGAACUGACUCCUGAACCUGAACAACCGUUAUUGAUGCUCCCGGGAAUUCCUUCAGUAAGAUCCAACCAGGGGGAAGAAGGUGCAGAGAAAGAUGCAAAUGCAGUUGCAUCUGAAUUUGAGAUUCAACCCAACUUUGCUUAACAGUGAAUAUACAUACAGGCGAGGGACAUGAACUCUGUUUGGGAACGAUCGAAAGAAGAACUGGAUGCUGCUUGACUAAACUACUAAAAUGGAUAUCCAGAGAGAGAUGUUUGUAAGUUGAAAUGAAUAAUGAUAGUUGUGUGCACAGUAAGUGUUAAUUAAGUGAUAUCACCAUAUUAUGACUGUCUGUGGACUCCAUGAGCCCAUGGCCAUAAUGAUAAUAAGGUAGGACUUGAGAAGAUAGUUUCCUAUUUUUGUUAUAUUAUUUUCUUCAACUCGAGGACUUUCUAGGAGAUCACCUAUAUCAGUACUACUCUCACACAAGUUCACGGCC
Messenger RNA from Andrographis paniculata, 1334 nucleotides. Its product is annotated as GATA transcription factor 20-like. Gene Ontology annotation, molecular function: sequence-specific DNA binding; protein binding; zinc ion binding. The transcript is spliced from 9 exons. Gene Ontology annotation, biological process: regulation of DNA-templated transcription. NCBI's taxonomy places the organism in Eukaryota, Viridiplantae, Streptophyta, Magnoliopsida, Lamiales, Acanthaceae. The record is from RefSeq and is a predicted model, not a curated record. The coding region runs from base 227 to 1000 and encodes 257 amino acids.